AUGGAGGGGCUAUCGGAUGAAUCAACUUCGGAACCUAUUCCUAGAAUUCUUGUGAAAUUCCCUUCUGCUAUGGAGGAACAGUAUCCACCACCACCAACACCACUUAAUGAAGGGUUUCUUCGUGCGGACCUCCUCGAAAUGACCGAUAUGCCAAGGUACUGGACUUCUGUGCACCACUUAGGAACUGGCGCAUUUGGAGAAAUUCAUUUGGUCCAUUCUGAUCGUCCGGAUGCUCAACAAACCAAAAUUUUACACUCUGAAUUUGUUGUUAAAAUUCUGAAAUUUCCUUUGAGCGAGUUGGUUAAUGUUGUCAGGGAAGUGGAAAUGCAUCGGAUAUGUCGGGACCAUCAAAAUGUUCUUUUUGCCGGUGUCACAUAUUGUCAGCCUUUUAAGGAAGGAUAUAGAGUACAAAUGUGCCUUGAAUAUGCAGCUCUUGGAGAUUUAUCACUGUUUGCUAACAAAAAGAAAGAAGAGCGUCAUAUUGGAUACGUGCUCAAGGAGGUAAUAUACGGACUAUCCUACAUCCACGAAAAAGACAUUGUUCAUGGUGACCUCAGUGUGCGGAAUGUUCUAGUCACACACAAAGGAGUGAUCAAGCUUUCUGACUUCGGCAUGGCUGACAAUUUCAAAAAUACAACACGUCCAAGAAAAGGUCUUAUCAAAGGGACGCCGGGAUUCAUUGCCCCGGAAGUAAUGGAUAUGAAAAGUUAUGAUAACAAGGCUGAUAUGUGGAGUCUUGGAAUAUUUGCUUUAUUUUUAUUGACCGGAGGGAAUCCAUUCAAACUAGGACUAAUUUUUAAUUUACAAUCGUACCGUAAUUUGUUAUCUCAACAUUUCUAUCCGGAUCUCAAUAGAUUGUUGCUAUCAUAUAACUUUAAGAGCUUUAUGUCCGAUUUGAAACACUACGAUCCGGAUGAGAGGUGUGAUGCAUUUGAGAUUCUGUCAGAACCAAUCCUUCACGAAUGUUGCACAUCUAGAGAGUUCAUGGAGCUCUACAGUCAGAUGAGAAUGUCUAAUGGAAGAACAUUUCCAUAUGCUGAACAAUCGGAAGUUCUCGUUGUUCCAGUUACUCGGGAGUGA
This is a messenger RNA of Caenorhabditis briggsae, 1080 nucleotides long. The coding region runs from base 1 to 1080 and encodes 359 amino acids. Gene Ontology annotation, biological process: protein phosphorylation. Gene Ontology annotation, cellular component: cytoplasm. Lineage: Eukaryota; Metazoa; Nematoda; Chromadorea; Rhabditida; Rhabditidae. The transcript has 8 exons. Gene Ontology annotation, molecular function: protein serine/threonine kinase activity; ATP binding. The record is from RefSeq and is a predicted model, not a curated record.